Molecule: messenger RNA, 4006 nt
Organism: Wyeomyia smithii (pitcher-plant mosquito)
Lineage: Eukaryota; Metazoa; Arthropoda; Insecta; Diptera; Culicidae
Gene: SuUR
Exons: 3
Coding region: 241-2601 (786 amino acids)
Biological process (GO): double-strand break repair via homologous recombination; reciprocal meiotic recombination
Cellular component (GO): nucleus
Molecular function (GO): DNA translocase activity; ATP binding; ATP-dependent chromatin remodeler activity
Source: RefSeq, a predicted model, not a curated record
UUGUAAAUAUUCAUGACAUUUCAUGAACAGCUGUAACUAUAAUAUAAAACACCGCGAAAAUGAAAUCACAAUGAAAAUUUAAUUGUUUUUGGUGAUGAAGUGAGAUAUUCGUGACUAAUUUAUUUAUUUAUAUUUGGUUUCGUAAUGUAAUUCGUAUUGUGGGUCAGCCUUAUCUCAAAAGUGCUAUUAGUUGUUACUGUCCAUCAAAAUCUAGAUCAAGAUCAAUAUCCAGAUCAAGUCAUGAAGCGUCAAAGAUUUGCUUUGAAUGAAUCUCUGAAGUUGGAUGGUACAACGAUUAUACCCGGUUCUGUUGUGCAGUACUUGGCUUGUCACCAGCUAGAAGGCAUCCGCUCUAUUCAUCGAGGAUUAGCACAGCACACGGGAGUAAUUUUGAAUGAUGAGUCAGGACUGGGGAAGAUUCAUCAGGUUAUCGGUUACUUAUCAGCUACAAUAGGGCCGACAGAUAAGGUUUUAGUAGUAAGCAACAAUAUUGAUAGAAUACACCACUGGUUGUAUCAUUUAGAACUGCUAACUGAUCUUCGAACUGUGAUAUUGACUGAAAGUGGUAAGCCUGACUAUUUGAUGUGUGAUUUUACAUUAAUGGUUAAAUGCGCUCCUAAUAAUUUAGAGACAUCGAGCUUGAAUUAUCAGAUUUUAUUAACAGAGUUUGCUACCAUUACGAAGCAAAUGGUAUCCGAAAUCGAAGUACAAUUAGUGAUAAUAGAUGAAACCAGAAUGGUGGAUGUUGAUUUAUAUUUGGCCUGGAUAUUUUCGAAGUUGAGCAAUACCAAACGAAUAUUUCUUUAUUCAAGUGAUCUCUUAGACGAUUUGCAUCGUCUGUUGGCUAGAUUAAAGUUGUGCCAAUUUAAUUAUUUUGGAAGUGUGCUUGAUGAUUUCGCUGGCGAUGUACACCGUUUUGAACAAAAGGAGAGUUUAAAAAAGCUUAAGUUGUUUUUCUUGACUAGAAGUGUGCUGAUACGAAGACUUUGUAGACACAAUUACGAUAUAAUCCCUCUGGUGGAUAACCGGGAAUUUGCUGAUCGUUUUGAGUCUUGGAAAGUUGUAAACGGUUUACAGGGACAAUCUAAGUUAAAUUCAGGAUCAUGCCAUUAUGCGCAGAAGGGGUGUGUUGCUGUCGCUAAAAGUAGCAGUGACGAACUUUUUGAUUUCAUCAACCAAACAGCACAAGAAAGUAGUUUAAACAAGGCGAUUGUUGGUGAUUUGGAAAUUAUUAAUUUUGAAAGCGACUCAGAAGAAAACGAUACGGUAGCUUUCGCUGUUGAACGUACACAAAGUGAACCACUAUUUGACAUCGAGAACAAUACUGAAGAUAUGCCGAAAUUAGAAAUAUCAGAUUCUGAAAGCAAGUCAACAGACGACGUUUUAUCAAAAAUCUUUGUGACUGACAUAUUAUCAUUACCUUUGAAAGAGAACAUAGAGAUUCCUGAAACGGAACGAUCAUCACAAGUAGCUGGAAACCAUACGGAUUCUGAGGAAUAUUUGGAACUUGGUCAAGCGUUAGUUUGUGGUAACUCCAAUUCAAGAAGUUCAGCCGAUACUAUAAUUAUGAAAUCGCCUCCAUUUGUUGAAGAAAAGUAUUAUUUUACAAUCGAUAGACCAUUACGGAGGAACACCCCCUCCUCGUCUUCGAACGAUGUUGAGAUCGUUUCAAAAGAAGUUACAAACGCGAUUGUGGUGUCCAGUUCGAGUAACAGUGAUAAACGUGUAGGGAGGGAGAAAUCGCCGGAUUUAUUCAGCGAUACUGACGAUGAGAGCAACAAAACAAUUAAGAUGAAUUCCCAGGAUUCUUUUCUGGACCUUCUGCUUAAAAGCCCCGUAGUAUUUGAUAGAAUUAUAAAAACUAAACCAUCAACUACGCGACCAAAAUUAGUCCAGUCGAACGUGAGCACACCAAUUUCAAAACUAAUGCAUGCUCAAAUUCAAGACGAAUCACCAGAUGAAGAGUCGCUAGACGAUAUUUUUGCAGAUCAAAGUACUUUUAAACAAACAGUCAGCCCAAAUCGAACAGAAAAUGUUUUCGAAAUUACUGAUAAUGAUGCUUUUGGAAAACGGGUCCGCGUUUGCGCUGAAAGGAAAAGCAUGUCUCCUAUUGAUAAAGACCUUGGUGUUCAAUUUGUUGCGGAAGAACAACCAUAUAAUUCGCCAAUUGAAAUUGUUGACUCACAAACGGAAAACUGUAAUUCGAAAAGUCAAAACAAGCAUCCUGUCGAUUUGAAGAAAGCUACGCCUAAGUCAGAAGGUACGUCAGCAAAGCGACUCGGUUGGCUUUCGAAGGGUAGAAACAAUGCUUCCCCAGGAGGAGGAUCACCAAAGACACCGACUGCCAGGAAAAAGAUUUCCUCUCCUGGUUUUGGUAUAAAUAGAAGUUCAGAACGAGUGUCAAAUACCACUAGUUUGAAACGCAAAAAACUGGAGGAUUUAUUUCGUGCUUCUACGAGUGUUAAUCGACGAAAAUCGGCACCUGUCACUAGCAGUGCAAAAAAGUCUUCUCCGAAAAAGAAAUGCUUUCAGCAGAGGCUGAUUGAGCGAUACAACCAAAUACUAGUAUCUCCUAGUGGAUUUGAUAGUGAUUUCGAGUAAUGUGUAUGUUUUAUAUUGGACAUAUUUAGGUCUUUUUAAAUUGUAUGUCAGUGCGAUUCAUUAUACUGUUUUAUUGUUGAAUUGAGGCAAUAAGAACUGAUAGUUGAAUACUGUUGUUGUGUUUCAUUUCAUUAUAUUUAUUCAUUUUAUAGCCUUUUUAUUUGUAGUAAUUAAGUGGGAUUAUAAAUUACAAUAUAACAUAUAACAUUAUAAAAAACAUUAUAAAUUUUUUUGUUUCCGUUUUAUAGCAGUAUACUUUUUCUUUUUGAUAGUCUUAUCAUUUACAUUGAAAUUUGAAUUCUUGAGCGUUACUUAUUUUUAGCAUCAUUACCAAGACGGUAUGUUAAGUUUUGACGUCUUGUUUAGUUUUGACACAGCAGGUACUUCGGUUUCAUCUCCAACAUUAUAGUAUAUCUUCAAAUCCGGUAGAAUUUCAAUCAAGUGGACCUAAAAAGAAGGAAGGAUACAAAAGUUGAAUAAUUCGGUGUAGUUAUUUUCCUGAAUUGAAAACAAAUAUUUUUUCUGCUGUUCAGUUAGUUACUAGAACUCCAAAGAGCAGAGGAUACAUAAACAUCCAGAAAUGGGAAGAAAAAUUGAGGGAAUCCGAGCUGAAUAAAAAAGGCUUCGAAAAGGUUGACGAAAACGGAAGCUGUCCAGGACCUACACCUACAAAGCAAGAAAUACAAAACAUCCUUCAACUCAUGAAAAACAAUGCUGCUCCGGGUCUAGAUUCGAUACCGACUGAACUGCUGAAAUAUAGUUCAGAAAAACUGUUGGAGGAAUUUUUGGAACUAAUCAAAAAAGUAUUCAACGAAAACAAAAUCCCUCAAUCAUGGACAGAAACCCUCCAAGUCCCCAUUCCCAAGAUCAACAACCCUAAAGGAGUAGAGGAUUACAGGCGAAUUACCCUCUGUAAUGUAGCGUACAAAAUAUAUGCUAGCAUCCUGUUGAAUAGACUGCGUGAGCAAAUCCCUCCGAUGCUAUCCUACCAAAUGGCCUUCCAGGAAGCCCGAAGCGCAGCCGACCAAAUCUUCGUUCUCAAAAGAAUACCUGAUGAACGCUGGAGUGUUGUAUUUGGUUCGGAUUUUGUGAUACACAACAGAGAGUUAAUAACUUCCUUCUCGCGUGCCCGUCUGGACGGGACUGACUCACUUCUUUAUUUCUAUUCUUCGCUUAAACUAUACCACUGGCGAUGACCGGCAGCAUAACGCGGGGUCAGCAAAGUGCUCGAUCGCAUGACGGCAGUACAGUCGCUUUACGCCUACGUCGGCAUAUCACGCUGAACCAUCGCUUGCUCGACCGAACUACACGCCACACACCGCGCAGCUAUCCGAGCCAUCUACCACACGCCCUAUUUAUUUUUUAUAAAAUUUUUCACUAUAGUUAUAAAUUAUAUAUAAUUUCA